AUGUCCGACAACACAACUGAGCAGAUUGCCACACUUCAACUUCAGGCCGAGCUGGCGCGACUGCGACUCGAGCUGGCUGAGGUCAAGGCCGAGAACGCUCAACUCAGGCAAGCCGCUGCCCAGCAGAAGAACUCCCCCGCGGCUGCUGCCAUAGACCCCCACCACACGUUCAGCACCCACCCCAACCACCGCCACAUCGACCUCGACGUCACGCCCAAAGGGCUGGUGGUGACCAAGGCGCGCACCGAACGCCAGCAGGGGAACGUCUGGUCCACCAUUCUCUCCAGCCAGAGCUACGCCGCGGGCAAGCACUACCGGGAGUUCAAGCUGGCGAGCGCGCGCGGCUCCAACAUGAUGGUCCACAUCGCGGUCCAGCCAAAGGCCGUGGUGGAGGGCAACGCUAAGUCGCCGGCCUACUUCCUGCCGCGCUCAGACACCAGGCGGGCCAAGGGCGUCGAGGCGGCGAGCAAGUGGUACUACUUCAACCGCAUCGUGCACCCGACUGGCCUGGGCGCCUUCGGCGCGGGGGACCAGGUCGGUGUGCUGCUCGAUCUGUCGCCCUCGGCGGCCACGGCGGCGCUCGACAGCUCGCUGCCCCACGAGGUACUGGACCCGGAGGAGCAGCAGCGUGGCACAGUUACCUUCUCGGUCAACGGCAAGGCCGGCCUGGCGAUGCCCCUAGCGGGCGACUCCUACUACUUCUCCGUGUCACUCUUCUCCAAGGACGACUUCGUAGAGCUGCUGCCGACCCAGUGCUGGGACGAGUGA
Molecule: messenger RNA, 768 nt
Organism: Acanthamoeba castellanii str. Neff
Lineage: Eukaryota; Discosea; Longamoebia; Acanthamoebidae
Exons: 1
Coding region: 1-768 (255 amino acids)
Source: RefSeq, a predicted model, not a curated record